Molecule: messenger RNA, 579 nt
Organism: Paramuricea clavata
Lineage: Eukaryota; Metazoa; Cnidaria; Anthozoa; Malacalcyonacea; Plexauridae
Source: the annotation of a GenBank genome assembly
AAGGCCAUUCGCGCUGCAAAUACCGAAGGAAAAGAUUGGAAAAGCGAGCUCAACACCUUUUCACUCAAUUACCGAGCAACAGCUCAUUGCACUACUGGAAAAUCACCCGCUGUUCUCUUGUUUGGUCGAGAGAUACGCACCAAGCUCGCGUCGUUGAACACUAGCCGUUGGCCAGCUUCAACGUCACCUGUUGUCGACCCCGCCAUUCUAGAGCGUGAUCGUUGUCAGAAAGCAAAGAUGGAGAAGUAUGCGAAUGAGAAAAGACGUGCAGCACCUUCCAACAUAAAGAGGGGUGACAAAGUUCUUUUGAAGCAAGAACGAAAGAAUAAGUUAUCCACAAAAUAUGACCCAGACCCGUAUAUAGUGGUAGGAACGAAAGGCACGAGUUUACUUAUAAAGAGACGAGCCGAGCCCGAGAUAAUGAGAAAUUCGUCAGCAGUUCGAAAAUUGCCGCCAGAGGGAACAGAUAGUCAUCCACACGAAGCCAAACGGAAACCAGACCAAGUGGUCGAUACAACAGCAAAGCCUAGACCCCAGCGAGAGCGAAAACCUCCUGAAUAUCUUGGAUAUGAAAAGUGA